Molecule: messenger RNA, 2361 nt
Organism: Cornus florida
Lineage: Eukaryota; Viridiplantae; Streptophyta; Magnoliopsida; Cornales; Cornaceae
Product: ATP-dependent RNA helicase DBP2-like
Exons: 15
Coding region: 371-2056 (561 amino acids)
Molecular function (GO): nucleic acid binding; ATP binding; RNA helicase activity
Source: RefSeq, a predicted model, not a curated record
UAGAAGGUGAAAUAUAUCAAUGAAUGUUCUUUUACUUUAUCUAUCUUAAUAUUACUGUAUAUAUACAUAUUUAUAAUAGGAAACAUUUUGAUCCUAAAUGAAAUAUGUGUUUUCUUUUCUUUUCCUCCAAACAAGAUAACGAGUUAUUCCAUUAACGUCUGAGAGGGUUAAUAAAACAACUCAACAACACCGUUCCCUUCUCUCUUUCUUUUCCACUUCCCUCCGCGCAGUUAUCCAAACACACUACAAACUCCCUCUCUCUCUCUCUCUCUCUAAUAUGUCACUAAUGUGAUACAGUCACUCUCUAUCUCCAGACUCCGGUGUGAAUCCUGUCAAAAGUCUCAUCCCAUCCCGCGAAAGAAGAGAAACAAUGUCGUAUGUGCCUCCUCAUCUCAGGAACAACUCCUCAGUCACAACCAAAACAAUCCCAACAACCCUAGAAAACAGUUCCACUACUCAUCACUAUAACAAUCUCAACUCUCACCUCCAUCUAUCCAAGAACACCGCCGCCACCGCUAACAACUCAUCCUCCGCCUUCUCCAAUGCAGCUGGCCGGGGUUCCGGCAGCCUCGCCGUCCCUGAUUCGGUUUCCCUCCAGUGGAAGCCCUCGGAACGCGUGCUCCGUCUCACUCCCGAACAGAUCCAAGAGGUCCGUUUACGGCUCAAUGUUGAUGUUACUGUUGCUUCGGACUCCUCCCAUGCACCUGCACCAAUUGAGUCAUUUACAGACAUGUGCUUGCACUCAAGCAUCAUGAAGGAUAUUGCCUUUCACGAAUACACUAGACCUACUCCUAUUCAGGCUCAAGCCAUGCCUAUUGCUCUAAGUGGAAUGGAUCUAUUGGGUUGUGCAGAAACUGGUAGUGGCAAAACUGCUGCAUUCACCAUUCCAAUGAUACAGUAUUGCUUGGCUCAGCCUCCUAUUAGGCGUGGCGAUGGGCCUUUGGCAUUAGUAUUGGCUCCUACAAGAGAGCUUGCCCAACAAAUAGAGAAAGAGGUUAAGGCUUUUAGUAGAUCUCUGGAGUCCUUCAGAACCGCAAUAAUUGUUGGUGGAACAAACAUUGCUGAGCAGAGGUCUGAGCUACGAGCAGGAGUGAAUAUAGUAGUUGCUACUCCUGGAAGAUUUAUUGAUCACUUACAACAAGGAAACACUUCCCUCUCUAGAAUUUCAUUUGUCGUUUUAGACGAGGCUGAUAGAAUGCUUGAUAUGGGGUUUGAACCACAGAUAAGAGAGGUAAUGCGGAGUCUUCCAGAAAAGCAUCAAACUUUGCUUUUUAGUGCAACAAUGCCAGUGGAGAUUGAAGCGCUAGCACAGGAAUACCUGAAUAAUCCAGUGCAAGUAAAAGUGGGAAAAGUAAGUAGCCCAACAGCAAAUGUAUCCCAAAUGUUGGAGAAGGUUUCCGAGAAUGAGAAGAUUGAUCGGCUUCUAGCAUUGCUUGUUGAGGAGGAUACUCAGGCUGAAAGAUCUGGUCACCUCUUUCCCUUAACCAUUGUCUUUGUGGAGAGGAAGACUAGGUGUGAUGAAGUUGCAGAAGCAUUAAUAGCACAAGGUUUACAUGCAGUUGCUCUUCAUGGUGGCCGCAGUCAAAGUGAACGAGAGGCUGCUCUUCGUGAUUUUAGGCAUGGCACUACCAAAAUCUUGGUUGCCACUGAUGUUGCAUCACGUGGUUUGGAUGUCACUGGAGUUUCUCAUGUUAUAAAUCUUGAUCUUCCAAAGACCAUGGAAGAUUAUGUACACCGGAUUGGAAGGACAGGGCGUGCAGGAUCAACCGGCCUAGCUACGUCGUUUUACGCUGAUCGUGAUAUGUUCCUAGUGGCACAAAUAAAGAAAGCAAUAGCAGAUGUUGAAUCUGGGAAUGCUGUGGAGUUUGCAACCGGGAAGGUUGGUCGAAGAAAGGAGCGAGAAGCAGCAGCUGCUCAAAAAGAAGCAAGAGUUGCAAUGUCCAAACUCUCGUUGAUGGGAACGACAGCAAUAAAUGUUGAGGACAAGUACCGAUACAUGAUAGCCCCGUCAAGUAUGAAGAAAGAGGGUGCCGCAGAUGGUGCUUGGGAUGAUUGACACGAUGAAAUUGCACUUCAGUGCCUUAUCUUUUGAUGGUGAAUGAUUUGUUGAAGGGCCUUAAGAAAUCAAUUGAAGACAUGCACUUACAGGUGUGCUGCUUGUGACACGGGGCUUAAAGUGCAAAAAGAGAUGAUGGCAUGCUUGUAAAUUUAUGUACUCUGUGUCAUAUCACCAUCAAUGUAGUUAGCAGUUCUAACAAAGACUAGUUGCUUGGUGUUGUUUUGAAGUUUGUAGGAUAUUGUUACAGUAUGCAUGAUAUAAUUUUACGUAUAUUGGAAUUAAAGCUAGUCUUUUUUUGUGAA